This is a messenger RNA of Cadophora gregata, 828 nucleotides long. RefSeq lists its product as uncharacterized. Gene Ontology annotation, cellular component: intracellular anatomical structure. Lineage: Eukaryota; Fungi; Ascomycota; Leotiomycetes; Helotiales; Ploettnerulaceae. The record is from RefSeq and is a predicted model, not a curated record. Gene Ontology annotation, molecular function: oxidoreductase activity, acting on NAD(P)H, oxygen as acceptor. The coding region runs from base 1 to 828 and encodes 275 amino acids. The transcript is spliced from 2 exons.
AUGACAGACGCAUCCAAACUCGAAGAUGUCCGUCCUCUCUUCGAGCUCCGCGAGCGCAACUACAUCAUCACAGGCGGCGCACAAGGCAUCGGAUUUGCCUGCGCUCGCGCAAUCUGUGAAAUGGGAGGCAACGUCGCCAUCCUAGACAUCCAAGCCAAACCCGUCUCGGAAUUUGAAGAUCUCAAGAAAUUCGGCACAAAAUCAACAUACAUCCAAACGGAUGUCACGAAAGAAGAGAGCUUGAAAACUUCAUUUGAGCAGGUUCUUAAGGCUCUAGGAUCUGUUGAUGGCUGUGUGCUAGCUGCGGGAAUUGCGAUUGAUAAGCCGUUCGUGGAACAGACGUGGGAUGAGUUCAACAGGAUUCAGGAUAUCAAUGUCAGAGGCACAUUCUUCACAGCCCAACUCUGCGCAAAACAAAUCAUCAAACAAGGCACCAGCGGCAGUUUCGUCCUCCUCGCCUCUCAAUCCGCACACAUCGCCCUCCCAGGCUACCGAAUGGCAGCCUACAACGCCUCCAAAGGCGCCGUAAUGAUGCUCUCCAAAGUCCUCGCCGUCGAGCUCGCACCCUACAAAAUCCGCUGCAACACCAUCUCACCUGGUUUCGUGGACUCGGAAAUGACCAGGUCUGUCAGAGAUACCAAGAGCAAGAGGGAGGGAGACCAGAUGUGGCUUGCUCCUCCGAAUCAGCGACUCAGUAAUCAGAGCGAUUUGACGGGUGCGGUUGUUUAUCUUUUGAGUGAUGCGGCGAGACAUACGACAGCGGCGGAUAUUCCGAUUACGGGUGGUUUGCAUGCUGGAACGAUUGAUGGUGUGAUAGCUUACGCAUAG